CAAACGCAUCAGUCAGUCAGUCCAGCGUAAAGUUCCAACGGGAUCGGUUGGAGUUUGGGUUUUGUUGUUCGGUUCCAGUUCUUUUUUUUGCACUUUGCCAUACUGUGUGCAAAUUUAGUGAACAUGAAGUUGUUUGUUUUACUUAGUGUUCUGCUGGUUGGAACAUUCGCCCAGGAUGGACCUAAAGUUACGGAUAAGGUCUUUUUCGACAUAACAAUCGGUGGUAAACCGGAAGGGCGCAUUGUGAUUGGACUGUUCGGCGGAACCGUUCCAAAAACCGCCAAAAACUUUAAAGAGUUGGCCGAAAAGGAAGAGGGAGAAGGAUACAAGGGUAGUAAAUUCCACCGUGUCAUUCGCGACUUUAUGAUCCAGGGUGGCGACUUCACCCGUGGUGAUGGAACUGGUGGACGGUCGAUCUAUGGCGAACGGUUCGCCGAUGAGAACUUCAAGCUGAAGCACUACGGAGCUGGUUGGCUGUCGAUGGCGAACGCCGGAAAGGACACCAACGGAUCGCAGUUCUUUAUCACCGUAAAGGCUACCAGCUGGCUCGACGGACGUCACGUCGUGUUUGGCAAGGUGCUUGAAGGUAUGAGCAUAGUGCGGAAAAUCGAGAACUCCAGCACCGAUGGACGCGACCGUCCGGUCAAGGACGUCGUGAUCGCCGAUUCCGGUACACUGCCAGUCGAUGCUCCGUUUUCAGUGGAGAAAAGCGACGCUCAAGAUUAGACCGUGAUGUAGGUAAUUAUGCGCGAUUAACGCUAUUGCCUGAAGGCAUUUAAUGUGAUUGUAGUGGAAACAAUUAUCUAAGAAACGAGAACAAAUUUUAAUACA
Wyeomyia smithii (pitcher-plant mosquito) is the source of this 831-nucleotide messenger RNA. RefSeq names its product peptidyl-prolyl cis-trans isomerase 5. Gene Ontology annotation, biological process: protein folding; protein peptidyl-prolyl isomerization. Gene Ontology annotation, cellular component: intracellular membrane-bounded organelle. Lineage: Eukaryota; Metazoa; Arthropoda; Insecta; Diptera; Culicidae. The record is from RefSeq and is a predicted model, not a curated record. The coding region runs from base 124 to 726 and encodes 200 amino acids. The transcript is spliced from 3 exons. Gene Ontology annotation, molecular function: peptidyl-prolyl cis-trans isomerase activity.